AGGUAAAAACAUAAAAAAACACCAAUAUAAAACCAAAACAAAAUUGUUUUCUACAACAUUAUAGGUAAUUGGAAAAAUGGCGUCUACACAACAAAAACAGUGCAACACUGUAUAGAAGACGUGCACCUACCCCGCCUAGCCUAAGAUACUCACAUAGGCACAAAUAAUUUACAUCAAGUUAUAUCGAUUGAUAAAUAUAUUUAAAUUUUUAAAGUGAUAUAUUAAUUGGUAUUUUUUGUCGAGUGGAAUAUAGUUAUAAUUUAAUAAUUACAAAUGGCAUUAUAUCGUAUCGAAACGUCGAAAUAUUUUUAUUGUUUACUUUUGAUUAUUACGCGGGUCACGGUACGUGCCGUAUUGCCCGUAUUGUGUUUGUGUGUUAGUGUGUAUAUUGUACGACGUACGUUUGGAGGUUUGAUGAGCGGUGGGAGGGGCCUAUGAACCUUAUCCAAAAUCGCGUGAUCGUACCUCCACCACUACUAACCAUAGUUCAGUCGUUCAAGUCGUGUCGUAUGGUCUUUGGUCAUUGGUCGUCCCGCGUCCGUCUAAGCGUUCCACGUGUGAUAACGCCCGGUAUUUGCGAAUAAUAUUGCGAUACCUCCCCGUGCCUUGUUCCGUUGCUUUUUUGUUUUAUAGUAGUUACAGCAGUAUUACUCGAGUUUAUCUUCUACAGCCAACGAUUGAUCAUAUAAUUAUUGAAAAUUAACUAUCAAUCGAAUCAUUUGCACGGAACACACCACUUGCUCGACCGCCGAUUGUUUUGUUUAUCGUUUGGUCGGCCGGUUUUGUGCGACUCCGUCGUUUUCGUUUUCGGUCCGAAUUACACAUGUACAACGAACGCGGUGGAAUGGCUCCCGUAGACGUGACGCUCAGCGAGAAGCACUCUGACCGUUUUCAGCUGAUCAAUUAUUCAAAACUCGAGUCCGCAAUACCGGUAUACAAAUAUAAAUGUCUGCGCACUGGCAUUACCGUCGUUUUCGGUGACAUAGAGGGACCGCUGGUCCAAGGAUAUUUCACUCUGGCUACUGAAGCUCAUGAUGGUGAUGGCAUUCCACAUACACUAGAACAUUUAAUAUUUUUAGGUUCUGAAGAUUAUCCUUUUAAAGGAGUUCUUGAUUUACUGGCUAAUCGUUGCCUUGCAUCUGGUACAAAUGCUUGGACUGAUGUUGAUCAUACUUGCUAUACUAUUAGUACAGCUGGUAGUGAAGGUUUUCUAUCACUUCUUCCAGUCUAUCUUGACCAUAUAUUAUACCCUACAAUCAAAGAAUGCGGUUUUGUUACUGAAGUCCACCAUAUAACUUAUGAAGCAGAGGAUGCUGGUGUUGUGUACUGUGAAAUGCAAGGCAGGGAAAAUACUGGAGAAAGUAUUGUAUCAAGAAAUAUGUUGGAAAAUCUGUACCCGGGUAAUUGUGGUUAUAAAUCUGAAACUGGAGGUAUAAUGAAAAACCUUAGGGAAUCUACUACUAAUAAUAAGAUUCGUAAAUAUCAUCAUGCGUUUUAUCGUCCUGAAAACUUAUUACUUCUUAUUAGUGGAAAGAUAGAUCAUUCUUCUGUUUUUGAUGUUUUAGAGCCAUUCAUUCAAAAGAUUUUAUCAAAGGGUAAUCGAGGAGAUUAUGUCAGGCCUUGGCAAAAUCCGGUAGAUCCAUUAACUAUAUCUUCAAAUAAUGCUGUGCUUUUUCCUUCUGAUGAAGAAACCAAUGGCAUAAUAAGUGUUGGCUUUAGAGGCCCAAAUUGUUUAAAAGAUUAUAUUGCAUGCCAAUUAUUAUUGAAAUACUUGACGGAUACUCCAAUAAGUCCUUUACCUAAAGAAAUGGUUGAAAUUGAAGAUCCUUUCUGUACUGAUGUGUCUUUUGAUAUGACUUCUCACAAUGAACCUUCUAUAACCAUUAAUUUUGAAAAUGUUCCUAUUGAAAAAAUGGAAGCUGAAAUAAUACCUUCAAAAUUGGAUGAAGUAUUGUAUAAACUUUUGAUCGAUGAUAGUUAUCUUGACUUAACAAGGUUAAGAACAUUUAUUAAGAGAAAUCAACUACAUAUAUUGAGCUAUUUAGAUAAUUACCCACAUGAAAAAUUAUCUUCAAUAAUUAUAGAAGAUUUUUUGUAUGGAAAAACUUCUGCUGAUCUGGAACAGAAAUUAAAUAAAAUGAGCUUAUUAAAACAACUGGACAAUGAAGAGAUAAUGUUUUGGAAAGGAAUAUUGGAAAAGUAUUUUAUUAAUGGUAAUAGAGUAAUUGUAAGAGGAAUACCGUCUAUAAAAAAGCAAGAGGAGCUUGCUAAUGAAGAAAAAGAAAGAGUACAGGAGCGACAAAAAACAUUAGGAGAAGAGGGUUUGAAAAAAAAGGCAGUUGAAUUAUUAAAUGCCAAAGUUGAAUGUGAGACAAAACCACCCAAAGAUCUUUUAACAUCACUAAAAAUUCCUAAUAUUGAAUGCAUACAGUUCUAUUCAUUUAAUACCUUCUCAACAAAUUCUAUAAAUCAACAUGAUUCAUUUAAAAUAACUAAUGCACCUAUAUACAUGGAAGUAGAUAAUAUUAAAAGUAACUUUGUCUAUAUGUACACUUUUAUUAAUACUAAAGAUUUACCCAUGAACCUACGAAUGUAUUUACCAAUUAUGGUUGAUUUGUUAAUGAAAAGUACAGUCAUUUGCGAUGGUAUUAAAAUUCAUCAUACCGAUAUUAUUGCUGAAUUAGAAAAAGAUAUUAUGUGUUGGAACUCUGAAAUAGGGACGUCAUCAUCAUCUCACUUUUUAUGUGGAACUUUUUCUUCUGUUAUUUCAUUAUUCUUUCAAUUAGAACCAGAGAAAUAUGAUAAAGGCAUCAAGUGGCUGCAUAACUUUUUAUUCAAUACAGAAAUAACAAAAGAAAAAUUUUCAAUUAAUUUAACAAAAAUAAUUAAUGAAGUUUCAAGUUAUCGAAGAGAUGGUAAUCAUAUGUUAAGAGAUAUAUUACGUAAUGUAAUCUACAAUAAUAAUAGCAACCACUAUGCGUGCAGUACAUUGAGACAGCAUAAAUUCUUGUCAAAUUUACAAAACAAAAUAGAAUCUGAUGAAGGGUGGUCAUCUGUUACUGAUGAUUUGAAUAAUAUAAAAAUGAUUUUAGCCAAUCCGGAUAGUAUAAAAAUGCAUUUAUCUGCUGAUUUAGAUAAAUUGUGUGAAAUUAAACCGGAUGCAUCUGCACUAUUAGAAAAACUGCUUCCACCAAAUGUUAAAAAUUCAGCAAAAUCAUUUGAAACUGUUUUUGACUAUGAAUAUAUUUUGCCCAAUAAUCAAUGUACUAUACGAGCUUGUGCUGUUGGUAUGGGUGCUAUUGAGUCGAGUUAUUUCAUACAAGUAGUAGAUUGUAUCAACGAUUUUAAUCAUCCCGAUAUGCCAGCUUUAUUAGUAUUUUUGCAAUAUUUUACACAAUUAGAAGGGCCAAUGUGGAAAAAUAUCCGUGGACUUGGUCAUGCAUAUUCAUACAGCAUUACUCCAAGACCCAAUGAAGGAUUACUGUUGCUACAUUUCUAUCGUUCAGUCAACGUACCUGCCGCAUAUAAAGAAACUAAAAAUAUAAUGGAGUCUCAUUUAAUCAAUGGCGCAGUUUGGGACAUGACACUAUUUGAAUCGGCAAAAUGUUCUAUUAUCUUUGAAAUUGCAGAAAGAGAAAAGUCAAUAGGCGACUUAAUUACACAAUCUGUAUUGUUUCAUUUUAGAAAUUUGUCUCCUAAUUAUAAUCGAAAUCUUAUUAAGAGAAUAUCGGAAGUAACACUUGAGGAUCUCCCACUAAUUGGGAAUAAGUAUGUGAUGCCAUUAUUUAAUCCAACAUGUACAAGAACAGCAAUGGUCUGCCCGCCAUCUAAAUUAGAUGAUGUUGCUAGUGAAUUCAAAAAAAUGGAUAUUGACAUGACCAUUUACAAAUCAUUGGAAGACAGUAUUCUCAAUGAUGCUGCUUAAAUAUUUAAAUAAUUUUUUUUUAUUAAUUUUAUUUCUUUCAAUUUUAUAUUAUAUUUUCAGUAUAACCGUUAUAUUUUUAACCGACUUAUAAGCUAUCAUUGUUGUAUUUACACCACCGUAUUUUUAUAAGUUUAUAUUAUAUUAUAACCCUUCAAUUAUUUGCAUGUUAAUUAAAUUC
Molecule: messenger RNA, 4103 nt
Organism: Rhopalosiphum maidis (corn leaf aphid)
Lineage: Eukaryota; Metazoa; Arthropoda; Insecta; Hemiptera; Aphididae
Exons: 18
Coding region: 824-3925 (1033 amino acids)
Molecular function (GO): metal ion binding
Source: RefSeq, a predicted model, not a curated record